GGACUCUAACAUAUGACUAGAGGAGAUGAUGGCGGCUGACUCUGGCGGCCUAUUCGCAAGAAAAAAGGAUACCUGUUUACAGUUUGCUUCAAAGCCAACUGCUAUCGUUUAUUUGCCAUCUUUAAACUCUCUUGUAGGAACUCUGUCAAAUGGCAGUAUCGAAGUUUUCGACAUUCAUAGUGGAUGUAUGCUAAAACAAGUUGACUUCACAGAUGAAAAUGGCAAUAAUUCUGGAGAGCUCCUUUGUGCACUUGUGGAAGGCAGUGAAAAACUAUGCAUCACAAAAGGGAAUGUUAUUGGCUGUAGAGGUGUGCAUGGAGAGAAGAUAUUACUGGACAGCAUUCUACAACAUGACAACAAAGAACAGGACAAACUCAAGAUUGAGCUUGAUAUUGUGCAGGCUGGAAUUUUGUUGAAUGGCCUUCAGGCCUGUCAACAGCAUUUCUCUUCUCCAAAGCAAUUUGUAACUGAUUCUGUAAAGGCUGAAGAAGAUGUCAAAAAUGUCACAGAAGAGCUACAAAGACAAUAUGAAAAGAGUUUUCAUGCUGUGAAAAAUUUUGCCAGCAAAUCUGUCAAGUGGAUGACUGUUUGUUUGAAUAUGGAAAAGUCACUGCUGAAUGAUGCCUUUGUUUAUGUUUAUGCUCUAAUGUCAAGGCAAACUCAAGACCCCUCGCUGCCAAUUAUUGGUGAUGUGGUUAGGCGGAUAUCACUAUGUAGUCCACCAAAAAAGAAGACUGACCCCGGAAGGAUUGACAGGAUAAUGAUGCUGGGAGAGGUGGAGCGACUAGACACAUUUAAAACUUGGCCACACAAAAAUUAUGAGUACGCUUUACCAGGUCCAAUGGCAGAGGCAGGGUUUUACCACCCGGCGUAUUCAACAGCAUCAGAAGACAGGGCAAUUUGCUUCAAAUGUGACAUUUGUCUAGUUUAUUGGGAACCAUCAGACCAGCCAUGGUCUGAGCACGAAAGACAUUCAAGCAGCUGUCCUUUUGUGAAAGGCGAAUAUACAGCGAAUGUUCCAUUAUCAAUUUGUGCUGCUGUCUGUCAUGGUCAGAACUUGAAGGACCCAAAUGAAAAAGUCACUCGAAUUGGCAAUCAAAGUUGUGAAGGUUUAGUUGUGGUUGGAACAAAUCAAGGAAAUGUGUAUUUAUUGGGAAGCUUUCCAAUUCUGAAGCUAAAACGCAAGUUGAAAAGAUGCCUAUCACGCUCAGUAUCUGACGAUUUGAAACUUAAAGGUAUUGCUGGUGACGAUGCCGGGAAGUCUUCCUCCGCAUCUUCCUUAACCAACGAUCAAGAAGAUCCGAUGGUAGAUAUGGCCAACAAAGUCGAAACUGCAACCCAAGUUUCCGGAUCUCCCGAGACCCAAGAUGAAGAGUUUAUAGACAGUUCCUUAAAAGUCGAAGAGGAAAUUGUUGAGGACGGUGAUACAAGUGCCUGUAAAGAAACAGUGUCAACCCAAAUAACGGUUCAUAUUCCAAGUAAAGUUACAAAACGAAGACCGUAUUCUAUCGAAAUUCAAGCCCUGACCAUUUCUAAGCAUCGUGUCGUUGCUGAGAGUGGACAAAAGAAGUCAAGUAAUUAUAUUAUAGUUGGGCGAAAAUGCACUGUUGAGUCAAAGAGAGGAGGAGGCGAGGCUUGCAAAAGGUCUUGUUUGAGUGUUUUAGUAGUCAAUGAACGAGACAUGAAAAAGGUUGAAGUGAAGAAAGUAGAUACAAAAUCUAAGAAGGUUAGUAAUGGAGUUAAUGCUUAUAUUCCCAAUUUGAUCCAAGAUCCGUUAUUCCAGCACGAAUUUGACUCAUAUGUAGGCGCAGAUACUGGAGAACUUUCAGUUAUCAACGAAUACUUGCGGGCAAGUAAGCAAAUAGAGAAGACGGAAGGAGCAAAGAAGAAGACUUCAAAGGAGAGUCGUUCAAGCGAGGCAAGAAAAUUCCAGGAAUUUAUCUUGCCUAGUUUCGUUGAUGCGUCCACGCAUGAAAUAUCGCAUUUGUAUGCAACAGCCACGAGUCUUUUUGUUGUUGUGAAAUGCAGGAGUUUAAUAAGUAAAUUCGACGAUGAAAGUAAUGGCCAUGCUGAUUCACUUGAAGAUUCCAGCUCCAUUGAUUCUGAUACAGAGGUUAUCGAGAUGCCAAACGGAACGCAGAAGGAAACGAACCGCUCUUCGUAUAUCCUCGAGUAUCGCUGGCUGUUUCAAAGCGGUGGUGUAGCUAUUCAUGAUUCUAUUGUAUCUUUGCGUGAGUUCACCCAGGAGGAAUAUUUACACGAUGUUCUGAUGAUUCCAAGCAAAAACCUAGGGUUUAGGCAACAACGCUUUGACUUCGUUGGAGACGAAUGCAUAGAUUCGAAUGGCGCAGAGUUACUUUUAGCUGUUUCUGGAAUGGAUCAAAAGCGUCUUCUGUUAAUCAGUACGCUAGAUCUAACAGACGUAAACGUGCUAACAUUAGAUGGUAUCGAUGGUAGCUGCAUGGUAGAGAAAAUCGUUUACUGUUUAGGGAUCAGUGUCAUUGCCUGUUGUUUGGAUGAUGGUAAAGUGGUACUUUGUGACCUGGAGGGCCGUGCGAAGAAACCUGCCGAGGAACCGAGUAGAGAGCUAGCUACCGGAAGCGGUCAUAUAUUGGAUGUCCCGUUAAACGACGCUAAACUAUCGGAACUCCUGCACCUGACCCGUUUCGAACCAAUUACCAAUGGCGUGCACAUGUUCCUACCAAUGGACUGGGUUGUUGGCAGGGCUUCAUUGAGCGCCAAUGCACCGUUGCAAAGCAAAAGGCGGCUUCAGCCACAUGUCCAAGAUAUUUAUCCUAUAAGCAGUCCAUCGCUUCUCAAGGGCGUGAAUGGAAUUUCUGAUCAAAAGCUACAAGAACAAAGGCUUCGUCCGAAAGAACAGAACGUGACAUUCAAGAUAGUUGUCAGCUCUGAAACAUCAAUAGGAUACAUCGAUCUGGCCUUUGAGUGUAACACAGCAAUUUCUGAAGAAUCAAAUCUGUUUGUUUCCCUGUAUUUGAUAGAACAGAAUAAGAACACUGCCGGCAAAGCAGACGAUUUCAGCGACAGGGAAUUGAUUUGCGGACCAGUUUCACUGUCAGAGUACCGAUCAAAUGAGGAUUGCAAAGCAUCGUUGAUGCUAACUUCACCAAGGCUGGCAUCUGUAAAAAGCAGUUAUUUAGCACUAGAUCUGGAUUAUCGUCCCAGGGAUGGCUCGGCUAAUCAGUCAGAAGCCGGGCUCAACGGCGAGGUGGAUAGAAGACCCAGUAAACUCGCGGUUGCUGACUUUAUAUCAAACAUACAAAUAGUCAUAUACCAGUUUCUGCCUGCCAUGCCAGACUCAUCGUUGCUUCCAUCUUUUCGUCUGCAUUUGAUAGAAGAAAGAGAAAUGCAAAGGAAGCUUCUUCAUCAACUGGUGAUCGAUGUCUACAAUGGCAAGUGUCUUGGUGAAGAUUCAGAAGGAAGAAAAUGCUUGGAAAUAUUUCUGUGGAUAUGGCACAUGUUGACAUUUGCCGAAGACAGUUUAAGGAGCCAAAUUGUAGAAGUAGUUGCAGAAAACGUCUCAGACCUCAUCAAGGCUUGCUUCGUAAAUGGCGAUAGAACACUGGCCCAUAGAGUUUAUCAACUGCUUGUCAGCAUUUGCAGGUAUUCUGACAAACUAGGACAUUCAAGUUUUGCCAAGCAGCUUCUGUUGGCGCUCACGAGUGUCGUUGAGGAGGUAGCGAAUUUCUCAUCGGUUGGGGCAUUACGUUGGUUUUUCCGACUGUGCAAUGCCGCUAUCAAAUAUGCCGAUCCGGUUGACUUGGAAGGGCUCUUUGCAUCUGUUUUGAUAUCUUUGGUGGAAGUAACAAGAUGCCACCAGGACAGCAUUACAAGCAAGCAGCUGAUGCUCCAGACAAGAUUUGACUUGGUCGGGUCGCCAUUGGAACCAAUUAUCGCUGAGCCCGUUUGCAUUAACUUGGUUAUGGGUGAGAACGUGAAAACGAAACCGGAGCCUCAGAAUGGCAGCGAGGCAGCCGCAGAUGGCAAAAAGACCAUGUCUGUUGCAGCCUCUGAAGUACCAGGUAUUUUGGAGGUGCACCAACUCGGUUUUACUUGCGUAAUGACGAGCGAAGGCUCAAAGUGUGAGGCAGUGACGAAAUCUAGUAACCCCCAAAGCCAGUCUCUGAAGGUUAGCAUGGAACACGCUAAAAGUCAGUUUCAAGAGCCAGCUGGCACCUCACCUCCGUAUCCAUACAAAGAUGAAGACCUGCCAUUUUUCCCAUUUUAUGAUGAUUUGAAUAACAUCGAGUCGGAAAUGCCAGAUGAAGAUUACAUCGAGGUUGAUCAAAGUGUAUACGAGGUUCUUGAUAAAGAGGGCUUUGAUAUGUGGAAUUCCGACCUCAACCAACGAAAGGCGAAAGUUGUAAAGAAAAGAGGGAGAUCUGCUAGACAGGAACAGCCGCCUGAUAUUGAUAACGAAUUCAUUGUGCCCGAAUCGAUGCUACUAGUUGUUGAAAGAAUGCAUGCCGCCGCACAACAUUUUGCAAUUAUCGACUUUCAGCGACCUAUAUACUUGACGGAUGUGCUCAUCCCGCCCUGUUCAUCUUUAGCAAGCCUGUCAGUGUAUGCCUGGAAGGAGAAUCAGACUGAAAAAGAGGCCGUGCACGUUGUUACUUCGAAUGAAAUCGGGCGGAAGGCCUUAAUCUUGACCGACAUGAUACCAUCUGUGAAAUGCAAAUACCUCAAGGUCAUUGCGAAUGGGAGCCGAAAAUUGAACUCCACCAAAAUCUCAAUAUCCCUUGGGAACUUUUAUGGUAGGCCCGUGGAUGGAACCUACAAAGCCGAUCAGCUGAAAUCGAGGCUGCAGCAAGAGUAUGACAGAGCGUUCUGUCGUUACGCCCUUGCCUGUGAUAGACUGUCCAAUGCGAUUGAAGACAUCACAGAGGCUUCUGCUGAAGUCACUGAUCGUGUAUCAGGGGAUUUGCAAAAUAUGUUGAUGAAAGCUUACAGUGAUUGUGCAGAAACACAGCUCAAUCUUAAUCAUGUUUUUCAUUCAUUGAAGUUCUACCAGACGAAGUCAAAGCAGGGAAUACCUGGUUUCGUAAACAGGCAGAAUGGUCACAUGCCAAGUGAUUUCAUGAGAGUUCUCAUAGAGUGCUUCCUCGAGACUCUUCUCUUGUCACUUCAAAAUAUUGCAAAAUCCAGUGAAAUUACAGGAACUUUUGAGAUGGAAGUCGUGAAUUUCGACAACUUUUUGGAAUUGUUUAAGAAUCUGUGUAUAUUUGGUCCCCUUAAGAUAAGACAGCUCGGAUGUACACUUGUACAAUGCCUUUGCGAGAUUCAGCCUUGGUGGGACGAAUUCCUGAUCAAUUCCUUUAAAUACUGCUUUGAAAGCAGCUCUGUCCACGGAGUUCCAAAGAACAGGCUGUUCAUUCUUUUCAUGCGAAUCCUAAAGACUGCCUCAGAUAGGAACAGAGUUAUUCAAAGUCUUACUGAUCUACUGAAUGAUACGCUAGCACCGCUUUGCAAAGGAAGAGCAUCUCGAGGGCAGCUCGACUUGGAACUCGUUGAUUUGCUUUUACUGGUCUUCAACGAGCUGUUGCAGCAUUUUGAUCAAGGUGAUUGGGUUUUCUUGACGCCAUGGAACGCAAUGGCAAAAGAGUCCAGUGGACUUGAGACCCGGACGCAAGAACAGAUACGAGAUUACUUGCAAGCUCAGAGGCAGAAACUGACGAGGUUCAAUAAGCGACUGCAGAUCCUCGCCAACCAAAAGAAGAAACACUGUGCCAUGGGCUUUGCACAAGUUCCAAUUGCACAAAGUUCAAGCAAGGAAUUAAAAGAUUUGCUGUUGUUAAGAAGACAUCCACUGUUUAGUAAAAGAAGAACAGACCAUCAUGCGAUCACUGCAGAUGCCCUGAGUUUGCUGGACGACGGUGAGCAUGCACCUGAUGCAAAGACUGGUGUUAUUAAGAAGCAGAGGGUCCUGCCCACCUUGACUUUCUUGUUCAAACUGAUGCUGGCUUGUCGAACCGAAGCAGAUUUCGAGAGACUUUUAUUAAGUUGCAAGAUUGGGUCGAUGUUAAUACUGGCCAGUGACCUUCCAAUCCAUAUCACUGAAAUUGCAAAUUUUGAAGAUCUCACUGCUCUUAUCCGUCUUGCCAUCACAUCGGAUUCAUACAGCUCCCCCUGGAUUAAUCAUGCAAUCCUGUGUUUUAUUCGUCAAAUUCUUCUUAAAAAGCAGUCUGUGCUGUCGAAUCCUGUAGUUAAUAUGGGUGACGAUACUGGUAUCGAAAUCCCAGUCAACUUGGAUGAUAAAGAACAAAGUAGUGCAUCUGGCGAGUCUAGCGGUGACUCCUCUGAAACGAUGUCCGGGCAGGAGGGGGAGCCUGCGGAGGAGAAAUUGAUGGACAUCGCGUCAUCAAUUGCAACAAAUCUGAUGAAAGUGAUUAAAGAAAGUGUCCAUCAAAAGGAAGGUGGAAAUACGAAGGACAAUGCAAAAUUUCCUACCAAUGCAAACCGUUAUGGGGCUGCAUAUAGUACAUAUCAUUUAGUAGAUGGAUUUGACAAAGGAUUUCAAAUGGAAGGAAAUCAAGUUUAUUAUGAAAAUCUUGAUAGAGUAAAUCAAAUUCUAGCGAAGGGUGUAUGGGAGCAUAACACCCCUGUAGGCAUAGUUGAUGAAGUAAAGAAUGACACGCAAGGAAACAAUGAUGAUUUAAAAUUAGUUUCAAACGUAUUUGCUAAGAUAGCUCAAAGUGACAUAGGCCUGAAGAACAUAAAUAUACUUAUAUGUCAAUGGAUUGCAAUUACUUCAACUUCUGAAAGCUUUCCAAGUAAGGCGAUUAUGCAAUUACCCUUUCAACUUGCUAAUGUGCUGUUGAAGUCCCAUGAAUGCAGCGAGAGCAAUAGGCACCAUGACUUUCUUUGCGAAAAAGCAAUGCUGAGUUCUGUUAUGGUAGAAAACCAGGCGAAAAAUCUUGAGUCCUUACUGGACAUAGUAACGUACAGUUCCAAGAUAGCAGCUCAUAUGCAAGGCUCGUUACGAAGUUUAUCACUUUUGAAAGUUCUUGCAAAUGUAAUGAAAUCUGAAUGCUCAGAUGGAGACACUGCGUCAGGCGCAGAAAGGCCACAGAAAACUUUGCCACGCAUAGAUAAAAAAGUGACCUAUCUUGCUAAAACACUUAUAUUGGAGAUUUUAAGAAAUGAAAGGAAUGAUUCUUCUUCGUGCCAAGAAAUGCUACAGCUUGUUGAUGGUUUACCAAUAUUUGAUGAAAUUCCACCGGAAGAAGUUGAGAUUUCCUCGCAAAUUCUGAAGCUUCUCUCUACCUCUAUUCGUGAAUUCGUUUCAAAGAACAAGGAACUAUUAAUUCUCUCAUUUUUGGAGUCAAAUAAUAAACAAAAAAGGUUGUAUAUUGUCGACAAAGGCAGACAUUGGCAGAUCGGCAAAUGCAUUACCGAACAGAAUUAUAGCCAACUUUUUAAAAGUGUAACCUUGUUAGAGAAUAUUGUAUGCCCUGGCUUGGCUGACAGUCGACCAAACGAAAUUCUUUAUUGCCAAGAGUCGGCCGUGUUACAAGAUAUAUUUGAAGUUCUUUUCUUGAUUGGCGAACCGCCUAUACAACACGAUUCAAGGUCAAAUUUUCCUGCUUGCUUUCUACCUCGUUCUGAAAUUUACAAAGACGCUUCAGAGUUCCACGACGUCGUCCAAAGCUUACACCGACUUCUCAUCAGCCUCGCUCGCCACCCGGAAGACAGACAAAGGUUAUUGGAAGAGAUUUUAUCGUACAUUGCGAAGAAAGAUGGACCGUACAGUUUUAUUUCAAAGGCAGUGUGUUCUGUGCUUGCCAAUCUGCUGCAGACAAAAGACGAUAUAGAAUUCUUCAUAAACAAAGGAGGCCUUUCUGUAAUAUGCGACCGUGUGAUAGGCCACGCGGAAGUUCUUGAAUGGAGUUCCAAUCGUAGAUACGGACUUCCAAUCACAGAAGCGCUGACCGAAAAGGACGAACCAGAAAUAUCAGGAAACAAAACCCGGCCAGAUAUUGAUGGAUCGGAGUUGAAGAACCUUGCACCUUGUGGCAGGGUUAUUAGUCCACCAAACAGCCCGCCCGCAGACAUUCUACUCCAGUCGAAACCGAACCACAGACGCUCGCGAUUUGCAGCCUGGUCUUAUCAAUUCAAUAAUCAGAAUGAAGAAUGGAUACCAUUGACCAUAGAGUUGCCAUUUGCUAUUCUUCUCAAGCAAAUCGUUCUGUAUCACCACGCAUCAUUUCUUGGAAACUGCCCUGCAGAGGUUUAUGUUGAGAUAAAAGGCUGUGGGGACGCGUUCGUUCCUUAUUCACCGACUAUGCAAACCAGUGGCCUACAAAGCGUCUAUAUUCAGUUUGCAAGGGGAUUGCCAGCAAAGGCUGUCAGACUGUACAUGAAGCGACCGCUAGAUUCAGAGGUGAUAAAAGUUAACAACAUCGAACUUUACGGAAAAGCAGCAUUAUCCUCGAGCAAUAGAAAGUCGAACACGGAAUUCAGCAAAAGAUUCUAUUGGAUUGAAUUACUUAAUCAUGUCCUGGAGAAGAAUGAGAGUUCUGUUGAGAAACUGAGCGGAAAAACGAGGGAAGAAAACUCGAUAACAAAAGCCCUCUUGCAGUUCUUCAUCCUAAUUCCAAGUUGCAAACCUCUUGAUAAAGAAAUUUUACUGAGCCUUUUGGUGAAGAUAUUUUCAAAGAAUUUCGACGAGUGGAUGCAUUUACUUAACAACAACCUUGUUCCAAGAGACAGCAAAAGUAAAUCCGGAUCGAAACGAACACUGAUGCCACCUGAGUUAGCGUCUCUUCUUAUCUCGGCUGUUAUGAGAGGAAUUGACGAUCAGAGAAAAACUAGAUGUUUGUCGGCGUUAUUGGAUUGGGCAACAAGGGUCCUUCACAGAGACCUUGUAUCUGAUCAAAGAGAAUUGCACGCGACCACAAUUCCAUAUUUCAGAUGUAUUACUAAUAUACUUGCUGAACAUGUCAUUCCGCGUAAUCAGUUGGAGAGCUCAUUGGUUUCCAGUUUGUCAGGGGAUCUAUUGUCUGUUCUAUCCAGAAUGGACUUAAAGGACUGCAGGUUCAGGAUAUAUUCAAAGUUUUUUACAGCUCUUGGAAACAUUGAUACCGUUAUAGUCGAGAAAGUAAUUAGUGAUUGUUUCUCCGCUCUCAAUAUUAAAGAAGCAUUUAGAAUCGCCGAUCAAGGAAACAAUUGUUUGAGUAUCGCUGCAAUCUCAAGUCAAAAUGAUUUGAAUAACGAGAUAAUUGUAAAUUCAACACUCCCGUUGAAAAUUUGCGAAGUUUUGCAAGAGGUACUGAAGGCUGUCUCUGGUCCUGUCACACAAAAUCUUCUUGGAUAUCUAUCCUCGAUGUUUUUGUUGCUCAAAUUUCUUAUUCAUGCCUUGCAAACUGACACGUUCAAAAACUGGUUUGGAUCGCCUGGUAAUUGUUCAUUUUUAGGGCAAUUGAUUCAUUUUCUGAGUGUUGCAUAUUUAGAUAAAGGCCUUUUGGUCAAAGAUAGCUUACAAACAGAUCGUCUGCUGGGACACAUCCAUAGACUGCAAUCAGCAACAGUUAGUCUCGUUAAACGCAUGGUCUCCUUCCAUCGGCAAAACCAACUGGUGUUCAUCGAUAUACUUAAGAGUCUUCUCUCUAAGGAAUGCAAGGUGGAUUUGGGGCUGAUGAAUAACUCGUUCUUGAAAAGACUCGUAUUGCAGGUGAUUUUGGACGAAGAAGAGGUUGUUGUGCAACUGAAAAGGAGGGACGAUAACGAAAAUGUAAGCGAGUCUCCACAGCGCAAGACACUGGUGACAAUGGAAAAUAUGGUUUCAAAGCGACUUAAGUUAUCAGAUAGUUUGUCAUCUUUAUUUCCUGUUACCAGUGAAGAUAAAGCGCCUAAAGAAGAGCGGCCUAAGCAAUCAGUUGCUGCAAACGAGCCUAGUACUGGGUUCCAUUCCGAGGACUGGUUUGAUGAUGGUGAUUGGAAUGAUGGAACAAGCUAUUCAGUUCUUUUCGCCACGGCUAAUUCUGCCACACAGAAACGGCAGCAGAAGCAAAAUGAAGCAUCAAACGAGAAAGCCGCCGGGAACGAGCUGCCUUUAGUUAUAGAUUUCUACCACCCAUGCAUAGUCAAAAAACCCUUAAGCCAUGACCUGACUAUCGGACAGGUUAUCUAUAUACUUGACAGUCGUAGUGAGCCUUGUACGAAUGGAUCCAUAACACUGUUUGCCGAAGUUAGGGAGCAAGAGAAAAACGACGUCCGUUGUUUGACUCAGUAUGCGAUGAUCAAAGCUGCCACAUACCCGUCGCUCUUGCGAGUGUUUGCAAUGAACAGCGGCAUCCAGCUUCUAGCCAAUCAUAAGCGAAUGUGUUUAAGUGGUGAAUUUGGCCAAACAAUUUCUGUUAGCAUCAGUUUUCUGUUGAAAUUCGUCCAACUCUCGGGUUUUUCGGAUAUGCUUCUAAAGGAGCCAAGGAAGGCUGAAUAUCUUUUACGGCUCAUGUUAGGAAUCGAGCAUAACAGUGAUGGAGACUCAAUCGCAUGUUCCAGUUUAGCCUCAGAUUUGCCGCUGCUGCCUUUUGUCGCACUGCAGGAUCUCUUCAAGUCAGUGCCACUAAACAGUGACGAGGGACGGGAUCUUCGCAAAGCAGCUUUCGAUAAUGACGUGAUAAAGCAUCUUCUCAGUCAUUUAGGGGGACUCUGCUACCAAGAAACUUCGAAUAAAGACACAAGAAAGGCCAAGAAGACUGAGAAAACCGAAGUGAGGCCAUCAUACUGGGCACGAGGCACUGGGUUUGGUACUGGAUCUACUGCUUCAACCUGGGAUGUUGAGAAGGUCAUCCAAGAAAAGCGAAAAGAAGAGGAUCAUGUUGUUUGCCUUCUGCGUGUUCUAGCAAGUUAUGUUGAUCCAAUGGAGGCUUCAAAAUCAACUAGCCCCGAGGGUCGAGUAUCUGACUUACCAGAAGGACUGGCACUGUGCUUCGAAGAAUCGCCCCUGAGAUCUGUUCUUUCAAGCUACCUAAGAAAUGACUCAGUCCUGGAUAUGGCCCGUCACGUGCCACUUUUCAUGGCCUUAAUGGAAAUCCUACGCGCCAUUGCUUCUAAAAGUAACCUCGUUUCACUGCUGUUGCCAAAGGGUUUUGACCCAACAGAUUCCUCUGCAGAGACAUCAGGAUCCAUAAGUCAACUGUUAUCAAAACUCAAGGACUGUGCUAAUACGUACCUCAGUAGGCUGAAGGGCAGCAAGAAGAGAAAGCCUACUGACCCCAGGAAAGGGGGAUCCCUUAAAAAAGCAGCACAAAAGGAGACAGCACCUUCAGAGCCGGCUGUCGACGGGUCUGUUGAACUUGCAAGUGAAGCUCUCACUGUUCUUAUUGGAAACAUCCGAGACACAUCGAUACUUGUUGAGCAGCGGAUAGCGGAAUACGAGAAAAGAAUCAGGCUUGAAAGGAAUGCGAACGACAGUUUAGAAAAAAAUGGAUCUGAGAAAGGAAAGAAAAACCAGCAAAGCUUAGAAGAACAGUAUAUUCAAGAAAUGAAAACACAUCAAUUUGACACGUAUGAGUUCAUAGCAGAAGAAGGUGACGAUAGUGGAAAACUAGAAUUUCUGGUUCCAUUUCAUUACGCGGAGACACUGCGAACGGCCGUUGCCAGUGGAGACUUCAGCUAUAGCUCGCGUUCGCGCAGAUUGGCUCAAGAGAUUGCGUCACUGUCAACCUCACUUCCUCUAUCAUUCAGCUCAUCUGUUUUUUUGAGAUGUGACGAGAAUCGCCUGGAUAUAAUGAAGGUCCUCAUUACCGGCCCUGAAGAUACACCAUAUGCUAAUGGUUGUUUUGAGUUCGAUAUUUACUUCCCACGUGACUACCCUACGUCACCAAUGAUGGUUAAUUUGCAGACGACUGGGCAGCAUUCUAUCCGCUUCAAUCCGAACCUUUACAAUGAUGGAAAAGUAUGUCUCAGUAUAUUGAAUACAUGGCAUGGGAGACCGGAAGAGAAAUGGAAUCCACAGACGUCUAACCUUUUACAAGUGUUAGUGUCAAUUCAGUCACUUAUACUCGUGCCUGAUCCAUAUUUUAAUGAACCGGGCUAUGAGAGAUCGCGUGGUACGCCGAUAGGUCAACAGAAUUCAAUGGAUUAUAAUGCUAACAUCAAACAGGCCACUAUCAAGUGGGCGAUGUUGGAACAACUUCGCAACCCUGCUCCAUGCUUCAAAAAGCUCAUCCGAAGGCAUUUCACGCUAAAGAAGGCUGCCAUUUUGAAACAAUGUGAGGCAUGGGUUUCUCAAAUAAAGGACCACUCUUCAAAGAAGAAAAGUGUCCAGGUUCACUACGAAGCGAUGAAGCGGCAUUACAACCUAUUGAAAGCAGAACUUGACAAGUUAACUGAUGGUAACCAACACCCGAUCUCCCGAAAAGAGCUGCCACCGACUCCCGAAAGUCUGCCUGAAAUAAACGAGAAAGAAAACCUGGUCUAUGUUUAAUUGACUAUCAAAGCGGAAUAAUCUCCUCGUGUAUCGAACAAAGAGAUAUUGAAACAAUUAGGACUUCUAUUUCCAUAGCCGAAUGCCCCCCCCCCCAUCUUUAAUACUUCAUAUUUAAUGCCAAUCACCAAUUCCUUAAUGUUUUGCGACGGAGUUCUUGGAGAGGUAAUGGACAAUUUCCCGAGGAUAGACUUAUUAUUCUGCUUCUCUCUAAUUCAACCAUUUGAAAUUCGAAGUCGAACAAUUCAACAAAAUAUGUUUUGAAACAUGUAUUUAUUUCAUAGUUUGGAGUGCCCCACAAUCUUUUGAAUUGCCCCUAAAAAGCCAAUGUUUGGAUUACUAAUUCCAUGCAUACUGCAUUGAAUAGAAACAAUAUUAUCAUUUUCCCCGUUUGUUUGUUACUCGGCUGUUCCCUAUAGUAAAUUAGCAAGGAGUUGCUUUGAAUUGCAAGAAUAAACAACGAACAAAUAUUAAUUAUUUUAUAACGUAAAAUAGUAUUGAUACCAGAAUUGUGAAUUCUGGCUAGCAGUGGAGGUUUCUAAAAAGCUGACUGAUGCUCACUUAUCGAACUUAUUCACUUUGACUUUUUAAAAUAGAUAGGUGACCCAUACUAGAGUCAUAAUUUAAACAUUAUCCGCAAAUUUUUGGAAGCAAUAUUAAUUUCACUUGCCCUGGAGUGGUUCAAGAGGAAAUAAGGUAAAAUUGAAAACUACUAAAGUAUAAGGUUUUGGAAGAUCUUUCCCUGGAGGAAAUGGGCAUCGAUCCGCUAUGCCCUUAAAAGCCACCACUGCAGACAAGCAAAGAUAGAAUUCAAUUAUAUCAUUCGAAAAGUAGAGUUUGUUUUAGAUAAUUGCUGUUGGAGGCGUUAUAGUAACCCUUUUGUAUUAAUCUGAUCGCAGUGUAUGUGAAAAUGGAAUGCCCAAGUUAUAGUUAUGUUCUUUACUUAUGGUAAAAGGCCGGUAUGAGUCGCUUAAUGAUAGUCUCAGUCGCUUAGUCAAUCAAUUCAUUGAAAUUUGUAGAUAAUUUUGAAAUGUUGUACAGUAUUUGCUUUGAAUGCCAAAAGAUUUUUCUUUCAAGGCACUGUUGGUGUUUUGUUAUAAUAAUAUUAAAAUAAAGUACAGCUGAUGUGAC
Messenger RNA from Rhopilema esculentum, 13582 nucleotides. RefSeq names its product dual E2 ubiquitin-conjugating enzyme/E3 ubiquitin-protein ligase BIRC6. Gene Ontology annotation, molecular function: cysteine-type endopeptidase inhibitor activity. The record is from RefSeq and is a predicted model, not a curated record. Gene Ontology annotation, cellular component: nucleus. NCBI's taxonomy places the organism in Eukaryota, Metazoa, Cnidaria, Scyphozoa, Rhizostomeae, Rhizostomatidae. Gene Ontology annotation, biological process: negative regulation of apoptotic process.